This is a messenger RNA of Myotis daubentonii (Daubenton's bat), 682 nucleotides long. Its product is annotated as phospholipase A2, membrane associated. Gene Ontology annotation, molecular function: phospholipid binding; calcium ion binding. NCBI's taxonomy places the organism in Eukaryota, Metazoa, Chordata, Mammalia, Chiroptera, Vespertilionidae. Gene Ontology annotation, biological process: phospholipid metabolic process; arachidonate secretion; negative regulation of T cell proliferation. The record is from RefSeq and is a predicted model, not a curated record.
GUUCUCUGAGAGGUUCCUUUCUCCAGGGUUGCUGAGCAGGGGGCCAGGUCAGAAGCUGGGAACACCUGGGAGAGGAGUCUAGGCCAAUCCAUCUGCAUUUCGCACUCAGGGGACUGUCCACAUGAAGACCCUUCUGUUGUUGGCCUUGACCAUGGCCUUUGGCCUGCUGCAGACCCAUGGGAGUUUGCUGGAUUUCCAGAAAAUGAUUCGGUUGGCAACAGGAAAGGAUGCUGUGUCCAGUUAUGGCUUCUAUGGUUGCUACUGUGGCUUGGGCGGUCGAGGAACCCCCAAGGAUGCAACGGAUCGGUGCUGCGCCGCACAUGACUGUUGCUACAGACGUCUGGAGAAGCGGAAAUGUGGCACCAAGUUUCUGAACUACAACUUUGCUUACCGAAAUGGCCAAAUCGUCUGUGGGAAGCAGAAUAGCUGUCGCAGGCAGCUGUGUGAAUGUGAUAAAAGAGCUGCCUCCUGUUUUGCGAGAAACCUGAACACCUACAAGAAACAGUACCAAUUCUACCCCAACCGGAAGUGCCGUGGGAGAGACCUCCAGUGCUGAGGUCCCGCCCCUGGAAGUCUAGCCUCCCACGCUGAGCUCCCCUCUCUGGCCCCCACCCCUCCCCUCCCUGGCUAGUUCCUGCAAAGAAGGAAACACCCUUCUCCCAUCCCAGAGACAAGCCAGAGA